This is a messenger RNA of Rhinichthys klamathensis goyatoka, 4522 nucleotides long. It is a transcript of the gene pho, whose product is annotated as phoenix. Gene Ontology annotation, biological process: transcription by RNA polymerase I. NCBI's taxonomy places the organism in Eukaryota, Metazoa, Chordata, Actinopteri, Cypriniformes, Leuciscidae. The transcript has 6 exons. The record is from RefSeq and is a predicted model, not a curated record. The coding region runs from base 188 to 4348 and encodes 1386 amino acids.
GUGGAGAUGGAGGCAAACGUUGUCUGAUACAUGAUUUUCUUUUUUGAUCAGUACUUUUGUGUUCAGGCUUAAUCUUUUACAGCCCGUGCCUCAUUAGCGCCCGUUAGAGGUGCACAAAUAAUCGAUAUCACGCAAGUCUACGAAUACGACAAUUCUCAUGUCAUAUAUAGUAUUAAAUUAAAUAACCAUGGCUUUAAGAAGCGAAGACGUCAGAACGCAAAUUGAGUCGCCGAACAAGCAGCAGAUCGUACCGGUUGUGGCGCCCGUUAGCGAUUUGAUCGACUUGGACCCGCACUCAGAGCUGUUCCUCGAAACUCCUCCGCCUGAUGUUGUAAGUUCUAUCAAUGCUUGCUUUGAGCAGUUCACCAGCACCUUUGAGAGGAGACGAGAUGCUUCAGUCCACAGAUCUUCUUCGGACAGUGACUCUGGUGAAAGCCUGUUUGUAACACAGUCUAUGACCAAAGCAGUCCGAACUGAAAGACGACAUUCUAGAUCAACUAAGAGACCAGAGUCCAUCUCUGAUGAUACUGGUGAUGAUGGAGUGGGGGUCACCAGCAGCCUCCCAGAGAAUGAAGACACAGAAUAUGAAGAGGGAAGUGAAGGUCUGCAUGCGUUGUGCCCAAAAAGAGGAAAAAGGAUUGAUUAUGUUCCCCCUCAAAAAGCUACUUUUCCCUUUUUGUUGAAAUCGCACAGACAGCGGCACCUGCCCAUGAAGAAGCACCAGAUUCUAGAGAACUCAGAAAUUGGAGGGUUCCUCAAAUGCAUAAAGAAAAUCAAGGAGGGUUAUGUAAAAACAGGAAGAGCAAUCAGUCCAUAUAUGCUGGAGUCUCGGCUAAAUGAUAACUCUGAGGGGGAUGACCACAACAGUGAUCAUGAAGUCACAAAAGUGGAUAAGAACAUUUUUGUUAUAUGUUACGGUAAAGAAAAGAAAAAAUGGCUUACACAAUCCAUCUGGGAGAAGAGGAUUCAGGAUUCACUUUCAAAAGACAACGAAAAACAGUUACUUAAUGUCGAUGGAAAAGAGAAGAAAAGAAAAACUAAAUCUACCAAGGAAAACAAGACCACUGCUUCUGUUAAAAAACAAUCAAAAAAGAAUCGCAAAGUUCCCCAAAGCAAAGCUGUAACCAGGACUUUAUCAGAAUCUUCCUGUGUCUCUCUCUCUGAGGAGCAGGAAAAACAACACAAGACGCAUGAGGUUUUAGCUUCAUGUUCAGAUGCUGAAGACUCAGAUUCUUCCAAUUGCAGACAACCUCUUAAGCAGAUCAUUCAGUGUGCUGAGAACUCGCAUGGAAAUAAUUUAGUGGAAAUUGAAGAGACAGAGAGACACUCUGUAGAGGCAGUCAAUCAAAUGGAGCAGGAGGAUGACAUGAGGUCAGGAACUGACAAUCACCUUAAUUCCAACAAAAGCAAUUUCUUCUUUUCACCCCAAGGGGGAGACAUUUCUGUACAGAAUGAAAUUCAACAGUCUGACAGUGACAUUGGCUCAGUGGACUUAUUCAUGCCAUUGAAUAAACAUAAGAACAAUCAAAUUCAUAAAAACGCAUCUAUUAAAGCGAACAUGGAGGAGAGUGAUCAAGACAGUGAUGUAACUCAAAUAGAGGCUGAAGGACAGUUUGAGUCCAUAUUUGGACCAGGAACACCCAGAUGGUGUGAUGGUGAACAUCAUGCAAAUGAGAACGAUGAAAGUGACAUAACUCAAAUAGAGACGAAAGAAUCUGUGUACGUGUUUGGAACAAGAACACCAACCAAGCGGUUUACAAUUCAAGAUGUCAACAGUACCAAACACACUGAAUUCCAAAAGACAGGCCAGAGUCAUGUUGUCCUACAUACUGAACUGCUGUCAAGAAGGGAGGAUAAAACAAGGCAUAAAAAUAAAAGGAUAAAAUCAAUGUCAUGUUCUCAUAAGGAAACUGAAGUCACAGGAAUAGAGACUGUGACUGUGCAAGCAUCAUCUAAACAUUUACCACUAGCUGAUGAACCAUUAAGAGAAGUUUACUCAAGUUCUGGUGAACAUGUUAUCGUGGGUAAACAAAGAACGGUGGUGGAGAUGGAAACAGAUACUCCAGAUAGUCCUUUGUUUAAAAAUGUUGGAAUGAGCUUUCUUAAACGAAAAAGAAAGGGUAAGAAGAGAAUGGGUGCUGCUAUUUUGAUAGAAUGUGAUACAAAUGUAGAUGUGAGUCAGAAAGUGAGUUCUGUUGAUUAUGUCACUGAACUUAAAACAACAUGCAGAGAAAACAGGGAAUUAUGUGAUGUAGAGAAUCGAGUUACAAACGAAGAGCAAACGGCAACAUCAGUUUUACAAUCAGAGGAGACGUCUGAGCUCUUGGACGAAAUCAUUUUAUCUACAGUGGCAGAUAACAAUGUUUUCAAAAAGGCUAUGAGGAAAAAGAGGAAAAUGUACAAAUUAAAAGAGCAUGAGCAUGUGCAGCCUGGUGUAGAAAAUCAGUUUGUUGAGGCAGUCCAGUUCAGUGAGCCACAAACUACUGAGCUGACACUCAAAAGAACAAAAAAGAAGAGAAAAGACAAAGAGAAGACAAAGACUGCAUAUGUAGAGGGGAAUAGUGCUACAGAGAUCCCAUCAAACGAAACUUUAGACUUCGAUAGACCAGCGGAGUUGACAAUAAAUGAAGGGAAUCAAUCCAGUGCAGCUCCUGAGACUGGUCAACCUAAGCAUACGGAGACAUCAGAGGAAAUUACAGGGUGUCCGUCACCUAAUGUGACUAGAUUAAAAUCAGUGAAGAAGAAAAAGAAAAAAAGAGAUGAGACUGAAGUCUCUCGAUAUGAAUCUGUUGAUCUGGAUGUAAGUUCUAUGUCUCAGUUUGAUGCUGGUCUCAGAGUGUUUGAGCAACAGGAAGAUCAGGUCAAUGAAGAAAGGCAGAGCAAUGACAGUGCAGCUGAACAUUUGGAAGGUAAUACAGCAAGUAUAUUAAAGGUUGCCAAACGCAAGAAGAAAAGUCAGAAUUUAAGUUCUCCUCAAAUUGAUGACAUUAUUGGACUGGAAAAACAAGUAUCAGGCAUGCAGUCAGAGAGCACAGCAGAACCGAAUAAUUUAGGUUCAGAUGACACUGACACUGUUAUCACAAAGGACAAACAGAAAAGGGCAAAAAAGCAGAAACUAAAAGAGCGAAAGACAAUAGAGCUUGCUUCAGAUAUCAAGGACAUUGUACAGUUUCAAUACAGUGAGUCACAAUCUACUGAUUUGCCAUCCAGAAGAACAAAAAAGAGAGCAAACAAGGACCGAGAAAGAACAACAGUUAACUCAUCAAAUGAACUUUUGGAGCACAUUAAUGAUAGAUCUCCAGAAAUGAGAGGAAAUAAUGUGAUUCAAUCCAAUGAGGCCACUGAGACCGAUCAGAUUGAGCAUUUACAGUCAUCAGAGGGAAAUACAAGAUGUCCAUCACUUAGUGUAACUAGAUUAAGCUCAGAAAAAAAAAAAAAAAAAAAAAGGGAUCGGAGUGCGGAACGUCUGUAUGAAUCUGUUGAUUUGAAUCUGGAUGCGAGUUCUGUGUCUCAGUUUGAUGUCACUGGACUAAGAGCACAAAAGAUGAUUGAAAGAAGGCAGAGCAAUGCAGCUGAACAUUUGGAAUGUUAUGCAGCACAUGUUUUAAAUGUUGCCAAACAUAAAAAGAAAAGUCAGAAUGCAAGUUCUCAAUCUCAAGUUGAUGACCUCAUUGGACUGGAAAAUGCUGUGUUAGACUCGCAGUCAGGAAAUACUGCAGAACUUAAACGGAACAAGAAGAAAAAGUACAAAUUAAAAGAGCAGGUGGAUAUAGAGACUAAUGCAGUUACUCAUAGUAUGGACAAUGUUCAUUUGGUUGAGAUGGAUCAGUUCAAUGAGUCACAAACUACUGAGCUGACACUCAAAAGAACAAAAAAGAAGAGAAAAGAGAAAAAGACUGCAUACGAAGAGGAGAAUAGUGCUACCGAUACCCUGUCAAUUGAAUUUUUUGAAGCUACUGAGACCGAUCACCCUGAGCAUUUACAGACAUCAGAGCAAAUUGAACGAUAUCUGUCACCUAGUGUAACAAGAUUUAAAUCUGUGAAGAAAAAUAAAAAGAAGAAUGGCAGGGAAGAGUGUCAGUAUGAAUCUGUUGAUUUUGCUCUGGAUGUAAGUUUGGGGUCUCAGGUUGAUAAUGUAACUGAUGGAUCAACUACUCAACAGUCUAUUGAAAAAAGGCCAAGUGAUGUUGAACAUUUGGAAAGUAAUACAGAAGCUAAAUUAAAUGGCACUAAACGCAAAAAGAAGAGGACAUUUUCUAUUAAUUUCAAUUCUGACUUUAGCUCUUCCUCUGCACAAAUGCAAGAAACUGUAACACCUGAGAGGAAGAUGAAGAAAAAAAGAUUAUGAUUGCAUUACAAAUGUAGGCGGUGAAUUGACUUUGGAAUGUUCUUAUCGUACAGUGCAGUUUGAAAAGCCUCAGAGUCCGAUGUCGAAACCACCUAAGAUGAUUCCAAAGAAAGUGAAAAGAAAAAAAGGAAAUUAAUGAAAGCAUAAUCGCAUACUGGAACGAUAGAGCAGAAU